Molecule: messenger RNA, 1119 nt
Organism: Diaporthe citri
Lineage: Eukaryota; Fungi; Ascomycota; Sordariomycetes; Diaporthales; Diaporthaceae
Exons: 4
Coding region: 1-1119 (372 amino acids)
Biological process (GO): regulation of DNA-templated transcription
Molecular function (GO): DNA-binding transcription factor activity, RNA polymerase II-specific; zinc ion binding
Source: RefSeq, a predicted model, not a curated record
AUGACCAUGACGGACCCCCAGACUGACGAAACAACACCACCGCGGAAGCGUAUUGCUGUCGCUUGUGGGAGAUGCCGCAAGCGCAAGAUCCGGUGCAGUGGAGACCCAGGUGGUGGACUACCGUGUGUCAACUGCAAGAAUGCUGGUGUUGAUGCCUGCCUCUUCCUCCGGGUCCAGUCCCAGGAGGCGCCGAUGCGAGAGGACAGUCGAUAUGACUACAACAUCGACGUUUCUCGAACACUGGCUCAGCGCAGCGGGGGGUCUAUGGCGCAUAUCAGCUCUUCCAUGGCUCAGUACCCACAGGAAAUGCACCUCUUGAGCUCAGGGGCCAUGCCAUCGUCUUAUAGAGGCACUGGCUACACCAACAUGGGGACGAAAGGCUACUAUUCCAUGGGCGCAGACUGGGGAGAUGCAUAUGGCGCGGAUUCGGCCGUUGGCGACUACAGCCUGGGUGUGCCGCAGUACCAGGUGAUCAGCAGUGACGCGUCGAGUAUUGUCCCGAGCUACGGACACUGGGGUACCCGCCAAAAGAACGUCGGGCAAGGCGGCAGCGUGUACGUGGAUUCCGAGUCCACGUACCCAUACAGCACCGCAGCCAGCGCUGGUCUUGUUCAUAGGCCAGCUUCGUCCAUGCCAGCCGAAACUUCGGCCUACUCCUUCUCGAGCAUCGCCGCGUCACUUCCUUCCGCGGGGAACGAGCGCCACCUCCCGAACCCAGCAGCCGUUUCACGAGCCAUGAGCAACUCAUCCGCUACGUAUCGCAUCGACGGUCUCCCCGCAGGGUACGGCGGCACGAAGUCGAGCCACACAUCAGUUCCCGGCACCCAGGCUUCAACAACGUCACCGAUCGCUGACGUGACGGCGGCUGCCGCAGCUGUGGGGUACGCCAGCUCGUAUGACUACGCCUCAGUCGGGAGACCCUCGCAACAGCAUGGCAGCAGUCCCUCAGAUGCGUAUGGAUCUGUGUCGACAGGGAGCAGCGAGACCAUUUUUGGAGAGCAAGACCGCAGCGCCGCCUCGCAGGGAUGCGUCGAGCCUACGGCGCGCCUCGUCCGGGUCUGGCUUGACGACUCGAUCGACUGCGGAAAGCAGCGUCAGCACCGGCUACGCAGCCAGUGA